Molecule: messenger RNA, 3471 nt
Organism: Abrus precatorius (Indian licorice)
Lineage: Eukaryota; Viridiplantae; Streptophyta; Magnoliopsida; Fabales; Fabaceae
Product: TMV resistance protein N-like
Exons: 8
Coding region: 97-3471 (1124 amino acids)
Biological process (GO): defense response; signal transduction
Molecular function (GO): ADP binding
Source: RefSeq, a predicted model, not a curated record
UGGUCCGACUUAAAAGUCCUCCAUUAUUGUUUGAAAUUUCAGACCCAACACUCUUACCAUAAUCCAAACUCUCUCUAACCUUUCUUCUCAAUUCCCAUGGAUCUGCCUUCACCCUCCUCUUCCUUCGGCUAUGCAUUCACCUAUGAUGUGUUUCUCAGCUUCAGAGGUUCUGAUACUCGUCAUGGUUUUACCGGUAAUCUCUACAAAGCUCUCUGUGACAAAGGAAUUCAUACAUUCAUUGAUGAUGAAGAGCUACGCGGAGGGGAUGAAAUCACGCCAUCACUUGUCAACGCCAUUCAAGAGUCCACGAUUGCCAUACCUGUCUUCUCUGCCAACUAUGCUUCUUCUUCUUUUUGCUUAGACGAACUUGUCACCAUCACUGAUUGCAUUAAGGCAAAGGGUCGACUGGUUUUGCCAGUUUUCUAUAACGUUGACCCUUCUCACGUGCGACAUCAGACUGGGACUUAUGCUAAAGCAUUGGCUAAGCAUGAAGCAAGGUUCAAGAAAAACAAGGAAAAGUUGAAGGGUAACAUGGAGAGGUUGAAGAAAUGGAAGAUGGCUCUUAAUCAAACAGCUAACUUGUCCGGACGUCAUUACAAACACGGGCAUGAAUAUGAACACGAGUUCAUUGGGAAGAUCGUCGAAGAGGUAUCUAGAGCGAUUAAUCGUGCUCCUUUACCUAUUGCUAAUUACCCAGUGGGGCUGCAGGCUCCUAUGGAAAAAGUGAAUUCACUGCUUGUUGUGGGAUCUGAUGAUGGAGUCCACAUUGUAGGCAUCCAUGGAAUUGGAGGAGUUGGUAAAACGACACUUGCUCUAGCUGUUUAUAAUUCAAUUGCCGACAGUUUUGAUGGUUCAUGUUUUCUUGAAAACGUGAGAGAAACUUCAAAGAAACAUGGGUUACAGCAUCUCCAAAGCAUCCUUCUUAACAGAACAGUUGGAGGGGAGAAGAAAAUUGUGUUAACAAGUGUCCAAGAAGGAAAGUCAAUGAUAUCGCAAAGGCUAGGGCGAAAGAAGGUUCUGUUGAUUUUGGAUGAUGUUGACGAGCAAGAUCAAUUACAAGCAAUCGUGGGAAGACCUGAAUGGUUUGGUCCUGGUAGCAGAGUUAUCAUCACAACUCGGGAUCAACAGUUGUUAGCAAGUCAUGAUGUUAAUACAACAUAUGAGUUGAAUCCGUUGAGUGAGGAAGAUGCUCUUCGAUUGCUUAGUUAUAAAGCUUUUAAAUCGGAAAAUGUUGAUACAAGUUAUGCUGAUGUCUUGAAUCGGGUAGUAAAUUAUGCUUCGGGUCUUCCAUUGGCUUUGGAAGUAAUAGGUUCUAAUUUGUGUGGAAAAAGUAUAGAAGCAUGGGAUUCUGCUAUAAAUCAAUAUGAAAGAAUUCCUAGUAAUAAAAUCCUAGAGACACUCAAAAUAAGUUUUGAUGCGUUGGAGGAAGAAGAAAAGAAUGUUUUUCUCGACAUUGCUUGUUGCUUCAAAGGAUAUGACUUGGUAGAGGUCAAAGAUAUACUCCAUGCUCAUCAUGGUUACUGUGUGGAACAUCAUAUUCAAGUUUUGAAUGACAGAUCUCUCAUAAAAGUGAGUGAAUAUUACAGUGACAAAGUGACAUUGCAUGACUUGAUAGAGGACAUGGGUAAGGAAAUUGUUCGACGUGAAUCGUCAAAAGAGCCUGGAAAACGUAGUAGACUAUGGUUCCAUAAAGAUGUGGUUCAAGUUUUUGAGCAAGAUGAGGGAUCCAAUAAAAUUGAAAUCAUAUUUCUAGAAUUUCAAUUUUCUGAAGAAGAAGAAGUAAAAUGGGAUGGAGAUGGGUUGAAGAAGAUGAAAAGUCUGAAAACUCUUAUUAUAAAAAAUGGUCGUUUUUCUCAAGGCCCCAGUCAUCUUCCAAAUAGUUUGAGAGUAUUGGAAUGGCGGAAAUAUCCUUUAGAGUAUUUACCAUCUCAUUUUUGUCCCAACAAACUUGCUAUAUGCAAAUUUGACAGGAGUUGCAUUUCAUCACUCGGGUUGAGUGGCUUAUUAUUAAAGAAGGUAGAUCAUCUAUGUAACAUCUUGCAUUUUGAUUUAAAUAAAAUAAGAUUUAUUAAAUCCAUCCCUAAUGUAUCUGGUCUCCAAAUUUUAGAAAAGUUGUCGUUUCAACAUUGUAGCAAUUUAUGUAGGAUUCACGACUCCGUUGGGUUACUAAACAAUCUUAAAUUCUUGAAUGCGUGGGGAUGCAAGAGGCUUAGGUGUUUCCCCCCACUCAACUUAACCUCACUUGAAACUCUCGAUCUUUCACAUUGUCUUAGCCUUGAGAGCUUUCCCGAAAUAUCAGUAAAGAUGGAAAAUAUGACAGAAUUGCUCUUGCUUGAGUCUCCGAUAAAAAGGUUCCCACGUUCAUUUAUAAAUCUUACUGGGCUUCAAACUUUAAUAGUGACUUCAUGUUCGACCUCCGAUGUUGUUGCUCCCCUUCUCCGUCGGGACAUUGUCACAAUGCCAAAACUGUCACUCAUUUCAAUUACGGGAAUCGAAGGGUGCAUAGUGCAUAACAAAGAAGAUGAGGGGGAAGAAAAAGUGAGCUCUUCAAACGUAGAGACAAUUUGUAUGCAAAGAUGCAAUCUAACAGAUGAUUUUUUUCUGUUAGUUAACGCGUGGUUUCCUAAACUUUAUCUUCACAACUGCAAACAUCUUCAAGAAAUUGAAGGGAUUCCACCGAACUUGAAAAUAUUCAAUGCAAUUGGAUGCACAUCCAUGACUCCCUCGUGCAGAAGCAAGUUACUGAACCAGGAACUGUAUGUGGCAAGAAAGACUAUUUUUCCAGAUGACUGUUACCCAAGCACUAUAAAUAAUUUUAGUUUACCAGGAUCAGAGAUUCCAAACUGGUUUGAGCCCCAAAGCAUGGGAACAUCAAUAUCUUUCCGGUUUCGUAACAGGAUCCCUCGAUUAGUUUUCUGUCUUGUGGUACUUGGACCCGCAGUGAGAAAUGAGAACCUUAAAUUUGUCCAGAUAAUCAAUGGCAUCAGAGAACCUGUCUAUAUACCUGGAAUUGAUUAUAUUAAACAAGAUCAUAUAUAUCUCCUUCAUUUCGGGAAGAUGACUUAUGAACAUGAACUUCUAAACCAAUGGAACCAUGCAGAGAUAAGUGUUGUUGAUGAUAGUGGAAUGUCACGUAAGAUACUAGGCGGAAUGCAUGUAUGCAAAGAGGAAUAUGAUAUGGAGGAUAUUCAAUUCAUUGAUCCUCGUGGAAAGAGAAAAUUAGAUGAUGAUCUUGAUACCUCAGAAUCACAGCACCAUCAGCUGCGGAAAAAGCAUAGAUUUGUGGACUCGCAAGUUUCUGAGACACAAAUUGUGCAGCAGCAACAAGGAACAGGUUUUUUGUCACAUGUGAAGAAUUGGGCACGUAGUGUUUUCUCAUUUCUUCCUACUCCAGCAAUGCAAUCAUUGGAUGAUCAUGUGAAUGAAAAUUCAUGGUCUUUGGCAUCAAAUGCAGAUAAUGGACAGCACUAA